This is a messenger RNA of Saccoglossus kowalevskii, 2513 nucleotides long. RefSeq lists its product as uncharacterized. Lineage: Eukaryota; Metazoa; Hemichordata; Enteropneusta; Harrimaniidae. Gene Ontology annotation, biological process: smoothened signaling pathway; cell fate specification; regulation of gene expression. The record is from RefSeq and is a predicted model, not a curated record. Gene Ontology annotation, molecular function: calcium ion binding; patched binding.
GCGAACUUCCAGGAAGACAUAUAAGUUGUGUUUGGUGAUUUUGAGCCAGAAUCUGACGACUGUUAGCACUAAAAUCGACGUCGAGGGCUCGUAUUCACCACCGACAUGACACGGCUGUCAAUUCUGGUAAUCGUGUGUCUGCUGAGCUACGUGUAUUCAGACUCUUCCACGGGUGUACGGUUUCCCAGCGGUAAAGUUUUUGAACCGAUCACAUUGGAGGGAGACUUAGCAGAAGAGCAUGCAGAUCCUUUCAACACUGGGAGCGAGCUUUACGACUCUACAGGUGAAGAGAACUUCAGAUUGUCUUUGAACUACCAUGUUCGUGAUUAUAAAUCCACUGCAUCUCAGUAUUACCGAGCACAUCCAGUGUUGAUGCAGUGCCUCCAGAAAGUACGUACUGCCAUGUACAAGCAAGGAGAAAAGGUGAUAAUUAAAAGUGGUUUUAGGACGAAGACUGAGGCAUCAAUAUCAAGCGACAAACACAUACAGUAUCUACGAUCAGGCUCAGCUGCUGUUAUUGAAUUCAAGCAGCCUGCUUCCAAAACAGUAGAAGAUUUGUUGCAGAGCGUCGUGAAGAACUGUAUAAACUUAUUCCAUGCCAUGCAUCGAGACAUUGGAGUGGGGUUGUUUGCUGAUAGUGUACACGUUCAUAUACAAGGACGUGACGAAGAUACUCCCUACUAUUAUGCAUCACAAGAUGCUGCAAUGAAUGUCAAUGAAUUAGAAGAGUUUGUUGCCGUAGUAACUGAUGAAGUUUAUGAGCCGAUGAAGACUCCCCAAUGUGAUGUUAAUCAGCACAUCUUAAACAAUGGUGAACACUACCCAAGUCAUUAUGACUCCCCGGAAGCGGCUGUUGGCGCUCUAGAUACAAAAGUCACUAGGAGUAUGGAAGAAGAUUUUGCAAGGUGUGCAGAUCGUAUGAUGAGUAAUCGGUUGAACAGUGCUAUAAAGUAUCUCCAGCAAAUGGUGCGAAAUCAGUGGACUCCCGAAGGUGACCAUUUAUUCCUGGCUGUCAAAAAACAGGCUGGUAUCCUGCAACGAUACGAGCAUUUCCCUAUUGCCGAUCUACUAUCAUCGGAGUGUCCGGCUGGUGAUGAUGGUAUUUAUAAGUUGCCUGAUGGUUAUAGCCAAGAUGAGAAGGACAAGAUGUUGUUGUUUGAUAGUGACCACAAAGAAAGUAGGAAACUAUCUGCCCAUGCUUUGAUUGGUGAUAUCAAAUCACCAAGUGGUAGAUAUUUCAGAAUCAGUCCACUUUUGAUAGAAUGCUAUCAAUCUAUUGUGACUCGGGAAAACAAGGACAGAAAGGAAAACGAUCCGUUUAUAAACAUAAUCAUCGACCGUGCUUACCUGACCAAUGAUGACCAGGUAGUGAUUCCCGACACUGAUCCACGCUACAACCAUCAUGUGACCGGCCGAGCUAUGCAGAUUCGUUACAAUCAAUCCAGCGGUUUAGAUGCCAGUGUAUACACUCCAUAUAAAUUGAUCAAAAGAGCUAUUCAUAAGUGUGGAUCUCAUUUCACAGUAAAAGGUUACAGUAUUGGAGCAGGUCUGUACCAAGAUAGCGUAUACAUUGACAUGCGUGACAAUUUUGAUGCGUGGGUGGAGUCUGAUCAAGUUUUGCCGAACGGAGAAACAGAGGAAGAAUUCAGAAACAAAAUGGAAUUGUGGCUGCAAAAAUCAGUCGAGGGCCGUGUUAUUGAUCCUGACAACCCGGCGCGUGCCUGCCUAUUCUCUGUACAACCCCAGAGACAAUCACCAGAUUACGAGCAUGUCCAUCCCGAGCCAGUCCGGCGACGUCGAGCUGCAGGUGUGGAUCCUGAUUCCUGCCAGCCAAGAUCUGACACUCCAUUUUGUUCUAUACCAAGAAACACAGAGAUAAGCAGGUUAAGAUCAUCUGGGAGCAGGUCACUCGGAAACAUCUGUAUCAUGACAAGGAUGAGGUUAAAGAAGCCCUGGAUAAUUGUUUUGGAGCUUGUGGUACUUGUCAACAAGGUGAUAUCUGGUGGGAUAAAAUUGAGAAUUGUGACAAUUUCCUCCACUGGGUUCCUUUCGAUUUUUACGAGCAGCAUGACGAGGUCGCUUUCUAUGUGAGAACCAACACCAAUCUGAAACCAGCCGCAUGCAGAGGUCAUUGCAUCGAUAAAUCCCCACUAUUUUCACUUGUUGCUCCAUCCGUUGAACAGUUGUACAGACCAAAAGAAGACAGAAGUGUAAAAGAACCGCUUUACUCCGUGGCAAAUAACCCCCUGCCGGUGUAUGACCUGCUGUAUAAGUUGUACGGUUUAACUGCUACUGGUUUAGUCAGGGUAUAUGUCAAAGAUGAAACUGAACUCACUACUCUUAGGGGUCCUCUGCAGAUGGCUAUGAUCUACAACAAAGAUGUCACUCGUAUAGAGUUUUAUGUGGAAAAUGAAAAGUCUGUAGAACCUGUAAUCAGUGACCUAGAAGACAUGCUGCUGGAAUGGACUAAAUCUACCUGCACUGAUCAUACUAGAGAAUCUGUUCCUCCAUUU